ACCGGAAGGAAGCGCGGGCCAACGGAUCCGUCCGCCCGGCCGGCCGGCCAUGCUCCUGCGGCCGCUGCGCAGCUGGGCCUCCCGGGCGCUGCGCCGGGAGGGGCCCGGGAGCCCCGCCUGGAGUCCGGGGCUGCGGGGGGCGCAGCGCCGGGCCUGGCCUCGGGAUAAAGAAAAUGAGAAAGAGAAAAAGACCGUGAUCUGUGUUGAGGGCAAUAUAGCCAGCGGGAAGACGACGUGCCUGGAGUUCUUCGCCAACACAACAGACAUCGAGGUUCGGCCUCCCCAGCAGGUGAUUCCGGAGCCUGUGCACAAGUGGAGAAAUGUCCGUGGCCACAAUCCUCUGGGUCUGAUGUACCGUGAUGCCUGUCGAUGGGGCCUCACGCUGCAGACAUACGUGCAGCUCACCAUGCUGGACCAGCGCACUUGUCCGCAGACGUCACCUGUACGGUUAAUGGAGCGGUCGAUUCACAGCGCAAGAUACAUUUUUGUAGAAAACCUGUAUAGAAGCGGGAAGAUGCCCGAAGUGGACUACGUGAUUUUGUCGGAAUGGUAUGACUGGAUCGUGAGGAACAUCGAUGUGUCCGUGGAUUUGAUAGUGUAUCUCCGGACCACUCCCGAGACCUGCUAUCAGAGGUUAAAGAUGAGAUGCAGGGACGAGGAGAAGGUCAUCCCACUGGAAUACCUGGAUGCUAUUCACCACCUCUACGAGGAAUGGCUCACCAAAGGGGGCCUUUUCCCCAUAGUGGCCCCUGUUCUGGUGAUUGAGGCUGACCACGACAUGCCGAAAAUGUUAGAACUCUUUGAACAAAACCGGGACCGGAUAUUGACUCCAGGGAAUCGGACACAUGGUCCAUAGGACAGGAAAGAUCGUGCCAGGAAAAUGCCCGCGGCUGCCAAGUGAGCCCUUGGGAGCGUUGUGGAAAACCUCCUCUUGGGAGGGCUUUGAAUCUGGCCAGAUUUGUUUUCUAAUGGUCUUUCUCCUUUGCUGGUGUCUUUAUCCUGGUUUCUGGCCCUAGGGGGUAAGUGUGAAUGGGGCCACUGGGUUUGUCAUGCCCUUCAGUGUGCGCAGCCUUGCUGGGCCCCUCUAAUGAAGCCCUGAGGAAGGGCUGGCUGACAUCAUGCUGGGCUCCUGGUCUCACCCCUCAGGCCACACAGGAGGGUGAGAGUGGGCUUACAUCCCAGAAGUUGAAGCUCAGAGAGGCUAAGGGACUCCCCAAGGUCACACAGCCAGGGAGUCGGCAUCAUCCAGCCUUCUGGCAAUUCCAAAAAUGUUCCCCUGCCCCAGGCCAGUGCCUGGGGCAAAGGUCAUCAUUUGUUUAUGAUUUUAGCAGCUGUCAGGACAAUCAGCAUUUCUAGACAUUCACAAAAUUGUGCCGUGUUUGGCCCAAGGCCAGCGUUCAUUGGUUUCUCAGCACAGGCCACUGUGGCAUUUAUACCUGGGCACCUGGGCUUCCAUCCGUGGGAGGAUUCUUCGUUGGCUCUGAAUGGUGGUUGGUCUCCUGCUGAUGAAGGUCUUGCUGCCGUUCCCUCUCAGGGAAGUGGCCUGUGGCCCCUGGCUGGUCUGCCCAGCGCUGAGCAGGCAAGGGGCCUCCAGCCCUGGCUUUCGAGCUCUCUUACCCCAUAGUGGCCUUGUAUGCGACUGAGAGUUUGUUCCCGGGAAAGGGGGUUGUGGGGGGAGACAUGCAAGGGGCCUUAAGUCUUCCGAUCCAAGGGGACACCUUCAACCAUAAAGCAUGAACCAUCUCUAUUGGUUCAGAAAAGAUCUUAGCUUCGCGCCUCAAGAGCAGUGGUUGCAAACACAGGGAGGGGCCGUUGUGAACUCUGGGGAGGCAGGCCUGGACCCCUCUCUCCCUGAGAAGCGGUUGGUGGAAAUGAAGGUUGGGAGGCCUUGUUCCAGCCUCUGUGGGUGUGGCACCCGGCACCAAAUAGGUGGCAGGUGCUCCCAGUCCCAGAGGGAGGCGAAGGGGCAAGCACGCUGGCUUCAGCCCUUCCUGUCUGGACUGCUUCUUGGGCUGUGUGGGCGGGAGGAGGGGCAGCAACCCGAAUGAUUGACUGGGAACCUGGAGGAGGCGGAGCCCCUGCUGCCAGGACCCUUCACCUGCGGGGCCAUCUCUGAGAAUUUGUAUGUGAUCGGGCCACUGUUUUUCCCAUGGCUCAGUCUGAGCAUCUGUCCUGGGGGAAAUGUGAUUUUUUUUUAAAAAAAAAUCUCGCUUUGCAACAGCCAAUAAAUCCUGCACCUAAAAGCUGA
Myotis myotis is the source of this 2248-nucleotide messenger RNA. RefSeq names its product thymidine kinase 2 (gene TK2). The transcript is spliced from 10 exons. The coding region runs from base 50 to 856 and encodes 268 amino acids. Lineage: Eukaryota; Metazoa; Chordata; Mammalia; Chiroptera; Vespertilionidae. Gene Ontology annotation, biological process: nucleobase-containing compound metabolic process. The record is from RefSeq and is a predicted model, not a curated record. Gene Ontology annotation, molecular function: deoxynucleoside kinase activity; ATP binding. Gene Ontology annotation, cellular component: mitochondrion; cytoplasm.